UUGCAAUGAAAACAGGAAGAAAGACACCAUGAGGAAAUAUUGUCCCAAAAUGAAUCAUAGAGCGAUGGAGGGAUAUUGUGCGGUGGAAUGAGCCGCGAACACAGCGCAUCAGCCAACAGCCGAUGGAAGAGAUCGAGGCGUUGGCUUUUCAGAGAGAGUGAGAGAGAGAGUGAGUGAGUGAGUGUUCCAUGAGCUGAAUUCUGUGUUGGUCAUCUCAUAUGAUGGAACGGGCGAUGGAGCAUUUUAAUGUACAGCUGAAUCGAUUGACGCGCUCCCUGCGCCGCGCGAGGACCGUGGAACUCCCCGAAGAUAGUGAAACAGCUGUGUACACCCUCAUGCCCAUGGUCAUGGCUGACCAGCACAGGUCAGUUUCUGAAUUGCUUUUAAACUCAAAGUUUGAUGUCAACUACGCCUUCGGACGUGUUAAAAGAAGCCUUCUACACAUUGCUGCCAAUUGUGGGUCGGUAGAGUGUCUUGUCCUGCUGUUAAAGCGUGGAGCGAAUCCAAACUAUCAGGAUAUAUCCGGCUGCACACCUCUGCAUCUGGCUGCAAGAAACGGACAGAAGAAGUGUAUGGGCAGACUGUUAGAGUUCAAUGCUGAUGUUAAUAUCUGCAAUAAUGAAGGUCUCACUGCUAUUCAUUGGCUGGCAGUGAAUGGAAGGACUGAGCUUCUUCAUGAUCUGGUGCAGCAUGUGUCUAAUGUGGACGUGGAGGACGCCAUGGGCCAGACAGCCUUGCAUGUGGCCUGCCAGAAUGGACACAAGACUACAGUGCAGUGUCUUCUGGACAGUGGAGCGGACAUCAACAGGCCCAAUGUGUCUGGAGCGACUCCACUCUAUUUCGCCUGCAGUCACGGUCAGAGGGACACAGCUCAGAUACUGCUGUUCAGGGGAGCCAAGUAUCUGCCAGACAAGAACGGGGUCACGCCGCUGGACCUGUGUGUGCAGGGUGGUUAUGGCGAAACGUGUGAAAUCCUCAUCCAGCACCACGGCAGACUGUUUCAGACACUGAUACAGAUGACCCAGAACGAUGACAUUAAAGAAAACAUGCUAAGGCAGGUUCUAGAACAUGUUUCACAGCAGAGUGACUCCAACUACCAAAGGAUCCUGACCAGUUUGGCGGAGGUGGCCACCACAAAUGGACACAAACUGCUGAGUUUGUCCAGUAACUUUGAGGUCCAAACAAAGAGUUUACUCCGGAUUAUCCGGAUCUUCUGUCAUGUGUUCUGCCUUGGACCGUCCUCCCCAAACAACGGGACUGAUAUGUGCUACAAUGGAAACAAGACGCCCCGUAGCCAGGUGUUCAAGCCUCUGGAGCUGUUAUGGCACUCUCUUGAUGAAUGGCUGGUUCUCAUCUCCACUGAGCUGGAGAAGGAGUGCACAGACACAACAACCUCAUCCUCAGGAAAUGAUAUUGCGUCACUUUUCCUGAAAAAGCAGGAGGGCGACCCCUCUGUAUCCAGUGAAAAUGCCCCUCUGUUGCUGGACGCCAAGUCAGUGAUGAAGACGCCAGAGGGUUGUGCCGACGGUCAGGAUGUCAUCUCUAUGAUAGCCAAUCGCCUGAGCGCCGUAAUCCAGGCCUUCUACAUGUGUUGUUCCUGUCAGAUGCCACAUGGCAUGACCUCGCCUCGAUUCAUCGAGUUUGUCUGUAAACAUGAUGAAGUGCUCAAGUGUUUCGUGACAAGGAAUCCCAAAAUCAUCUUCAACCACUUCCACUUCCUGCUGGAAUGUCCUGAACUCAUGUCUCGCUUCAUGCAUAUCAUCAAAGGCCAGCCAUUUAAAGACAGGUGUGAGUGGUUUUAUGAACAUCUUCUGGCCGGACAGCCAGACUCAGACAUGGUUCACCGGCCAGUUAAUGAAAAUGAUAUUCUUCUUGUUCACAGAGACUCAAUAUUCCGAAGCAGCUGUGAGGUUGUAUCUAAGUCGUCCAAUGAGAAACUCAAACAAGGCAUCGCUGUGCGGUUCCACGGAGAAGAGGGAAUGGGUCAGGGGGUGGUCAGAGAGUGGUUUGACAUUCUGUCCAAUGAGAUCAUCAACCCAGACUAUGCGCUGUUUACACAAUCUGCUGAUGGUACCACAUUUCAACCCAACAGCAAUUCCUCUGUAAAUCCAGACCAUCUGAACUACUUCCGGUUUGCUGGUCAAAUCUUGGGUCUGGCCCUCUAUCAUCGGCAGCUGGUGAACAUCUACUUCACACGCUCCUUUUACAAGCACAUACUGGGCAUCCCGGUGAGCUAUCAGGAUGUGUCGUCCAUUGACCCAGAGUAUGCUAAAAAUCUUCAGUGGAUCCUGGACAAUGACAUCAGUGACCUUGGCCUUGAGCUCACCUUUUCCGUGGAGACGGAUGUGUUUGGGACCAUGGAAGAAGUCCCUCUCAAACCAGGAGGAACUGCCAUCCAGGUCACCCAAGACAACAAGGCAGAGUAUGUGCAGCUGGUGACGGAGCUCAGGAUGACCCGAGCGAUUCAGCCGCAGAUCAAUGCCUUCCUUCAGGGCUUUCACACUUUCAUCCUCCCCUCGCUCAUCCAGCUCUUUGAUGAAUAUGAGCUGGAGCUGCUGUUGUCGGGCAUGCCUGAAAUUGAUGUGAUGGACUGGAAGAGGAACACAGAGUACACUAGUGGCUAUGACCUGCAGGAGCCUGUCAUACAGUGGUUUUGGGAAGUGGUUGAAAAUCUCACUCAAGAAGAAAGAGUCCUUCUCUUACAGUUUGUUACAGGAAGUUCAAGAGUCCCUCACGGAGGAUUUGCUUUCCUUAUGGGUGGCAGUGGUCUGCAGAAGUUUACUAUUGCCGCUGUGCCCUACACAUCAAACCUACUGCCUACCUCGAGUACAUGCAUUAACAUGCUGAAACUCCCAGAAUACCCCAGCAAGGACGUCCUGCGUGAUCGUUUGCUGGUUGCACUGCAUUGUGGGAGUUACGGAUACACCAUGGCAUGACGCAGGCUUUUGCGUUUGCUGAAACUUCUGCUCUAUGGACACACAACGCACACAUGACUGAGUUCAGGGAUUCUUCAAUGCUACAAUUCAAAAGCCUUUAAAUUUAAAAUCUUUGACAAGGACAUCAGUGGAUAAUGACAGGAAUUAAUGACACUCCAGGCACUGAGGCUGUUUUGCAUGUAUGAAACGGAUGUCCAGGUCACAUUUCACCAUAAAUUCAAAAUAAGAAACUAUAUUUUGCAUAAAGAAAAUUCAGCCUUUUUAGGGCCUUUACGUUUUUUUUAUAUAUAUAUAUUCCCAUUGCUGUAAUAGCCAUUUUUCUGUAUUACAUCAAACAUCAUUACCAUUAUACUUUUUUAUUAUUAAAAUCAGCAUAUAUUACCAAGAUGUAUAAAUACUUGACUUUUUGUUUUCCACAAAAUCUAAUUUGUCAUAAAAAUAGGCUAUGCAUUUUUUUUUUUUUUUUAAUGUUUUUGGUGAAAUAUGACCCAGAGAUGUUCUUGACAGGUUUCAUGAGAUUCACUCUUGUGUUACAUGCAAAAGUCAGUUUCUUUUACAUUGAUAACUAUAUUCCAGGCUGUAUUAUUUCAGUUAUUUGAUGCUGUUCGACUCGCACCAUGCUUCAGUUGCAUGUGUGGAUGCAUGUGACAAUUAAACAUUUAUAGCUGAUGAAGUCAGCACAUUACUGAAAAUUGUGAUUUUGAGAAAAACAUUUUUUUUUUUCUUCUCUCUGUUGCAUUGUUGUAUUGGUCUCUUGUGGCACACUUUCAGUUAGUGUUCUAGACAGUUUUUUACUCUCUCAUGAUUAUUGUGCCAUAUAUAUAUUUUUAUGUACUCAAAUGUAUUUGGUUAUAUAUGGGGUUGUCAGCAUAGUCCAAAAAUUCUUAAUUUUAUUUGUAUGUCUAAAUAGUUUCUGUGCAUUUAAGUUAUUAUAUGAAAGUAUCAAAUAAUGUGUUAGGUGUGCCAAAUAUUCUCACCAACAAAUCAUAUAGUUUUCUUCUUGUAAAGCAAGGACAUGUCAAGAAAUGAUUUUGAAAAAGGGAAGUCAAGUCAUUUUAGGAAUGUACAAUAUCUUUACUAUUGGUUGUGAAUUAAAGUGAAAAUGUAGAUAUAUAAAUCUAUUUAUUCUAAUUUAUCAUUAUGAUUUGGGAUUUAAAUUUGUUUUUGUACUUGUAAAAACAGAAUAUACUGCACAUCUUUUGGAUAUUACAGGUGGCCAUCAAAAAUAUUAAAGUAUGGAUUUUAUUACAAAUGAA
Ctenopharyngodon idella (grass carp) is the source of this 4192-nucleotide messenger RNA. It is a transcript of the gene hace1, whose product is annotated as HECT domain and ankyrin repeat containing E3 ubiquitin protein ligase 1. The transcript is spliced from 24 exons. Gene Ontology annotation, cellular component: nucleus. Gene Ontology annotation, biological process: positive regulation of protein catabolic process; proteasome-mediated ubiquitin-dependent protein catabolic process; protein polyubiquitination. Gene Ontology annotation, molecular function: ubiquitin-protein transferase activity; protein binding. NCBI's taxonomy places the organism in Eukaryota, Metazoa, Chordata, Actinopteri, Cypriniformes, Xenocyprididae. The record is from RefSeq and is a predicted model, not a curated record. Bases 219 to 2936 code for a protein of 905 amino acids.